CGGCAUACGAGGUAGAGGCACUUGAAGAACGUUGAUGCAGUUGGACGCCAACACGAGUGUUUGUUAGAAUGCUGGAGAUCUUUUCUCUACUCUUAGAAAUUGUGGCCCCUGUUCUCAUCAUAAUCAUCACCAUCAUCACAACUGGAAUCUUGAGAAAAUCAUCACAGACAUUAUCGGAGAACGAGAGUGCCACAAGCACAGAAGAACUACGCGGAAAUGAGGAGCACAUUACGACCGAUGCUCAUCCGGAAUUGCAGCCAACAGUAGCUCACGUAACACGGGCAUUAGAUACACCUGAGGAUAACGACACAGAUGUCAAGUCAUCUCAUGACGCCUCGCUGCCUGAGCCAACUAGCACUGUCAUGGUGGAUGCUGCCUCUGAGAUAAGACCUGAACUAGCCUACCGUUCAGAAGACGUCUGUGGAAAGAAGAGCUCAUACGUCGCACGUCCAGAAUCGUAUGGAAAUCGCGUGAAGGAGUAUGCUGUGCUGCACACCAGGCCCACACAUGAGAGGUACGCGCCGUUGGAAAACAGAGUGUUCUCGUUCGGCCGUUAUCCUGCAACUGCGAAGGGAAACACAGAAAGAAUGGCGAAAGCUGGAUUCUUCUACACUGGUGCUCAAGAUCGCACAACCUGCUUUCAGUGCGGCAACUCCCUUUGCAGUUGGAGCGAUGAGGACGACCCAUUAUCUGAACACCAAAACGACGAUGUCGACAAGUUGCAAACUCCUGCUCCAUCUUGCACAUUUGUCAUUCACAUCUAG
This is a messenger RNA of Ornithodoros turicata, 764 nucleotides long. RefSeq names its product baculoviral IAP repeat-containing protein 2-like. NCBI's taxonomy places the organism in Eukaryota, Metazoa, Arthropoda, Arachnida, Ixodida, Argasidae. Gene Ontology annotation, cellular component: cytoplasm; nucleus. The coding region runs from base 69 to 764 and encodes 231 amino acids. Gene Ontology annotation, molecular function: ubiquitin protein ligase activity; cysteine-type endopeptidase inhibitor activity involved in apoptotic process. Gene Ontology annotation, biological process: positive regulation of protein ubiquitination; regulation of cell cycle; negative regulation of apoptotic process. The transcript is spliced from 6 exons. The record is from RefSeq and is a predicted model, not a curated record.